AUGGCCAAGAAGGAGGUCUUACUGCUCAAAUACGAGAUCGCAAAUUGCCGUGUGCUAGCGAGCAUUUUUGAGGAAGUCAUCAGUCCAAUUCAGAACAAUGUCAUGCGAAUUGCCAGGGAGCGAAAUCUCGACCAGGGACUUCGAGUACAAUCAAAAUUGGCCCACGACCAGAUUCGAGAGAUUGCCUACAAACUGAAACCAUUGCACCGGAGAAAUAGUGCUGGUUUUGCGAAAUUACGGGCAAAGAUCCGAUGGCAUUUUACGAAAGAUGACUUUCAAUUUCCGAUGGCUACACUCCAAAAUGUGAAAUCCAGCCUCGAUCUAUUAGCAACACUCUCUUCACUUGACUCUGCUGUUGCCAACUUUCACCGAGCUCCAGACUCGGAUUCUAUAACAAGAUCACAAGCUCUUGAGAGGAUAGUGGCCUUGGAAAAGCAGGCUUGUCGGACAGAACGGCAGUUCAACUAUUCGGUGAGAGUGCUUCACGAGCAGAGUCAUAUGGAUGGACAUCUAGAUAGUGCGGGAAAUAUCCAAGUGAUUACCGUUAUUAUCGAAGAGAUCAAGAAGGGGACCGUCAAAGAGGCACGAGACUUGGUUAAGAAAUUUUCCACCCAAUCCCAAGUCGCACCGCCAACACACCCAGAUGCUUCAUCGCAGUUGACAUCUGCGGAUGAAAUCUACUCACAAAGCCCUGCUUUCGUCCGGGCCUCCCGGUACUCAAGCGCCGAAGACCAGAUAAGAGAAAGCCUGAGGGAUCCUUCUCUUCGUCCUCGAAGUUUCACUAGAGAUGGUAGCCAUUUAUCUGUCAAAGAGCAUACACCGGUUGGUAGUGAGUCGAAGCCUCGCGAAGUUCGCGAUAGAAGCCUAGUCUCUUCUCGCAAUGGGGACCUGAGUAUGGUUGAGCCCGACGCAGGACAGUCCGUUUCCUACGUCUCCAGGCACAUGGUCAUCGAUAAUCCGCACUCUCCUAGUGCAUCACAAAGUAUCUAUCGACCUAUGCCCCCUUUCGAUGAGUCUGAUCUGCGCGAAAGGGAGACACGAAACAAUCGGCGUCAAAGUCGCUCACGCAGUCAAAGGGGAGAAUGA
This is a messenger RNA of Penicillium expansum, 1086 nucleotides long. RefSeq lists its product as uncharacterized. The transcript is spliced from 2 exons. Bases 1 to 1086 code for a protein of 361 amino acids. The record is from RefSeq and is a predicted model, not a curated record. Lineage: Eukaryota; Fungi; Ascomycota; Eurotiomycetes; Eurotiales; Aspergillaceae.